AGUGUGCUUUUUGUUUGGUCUGUUAUUUGUCCAGAACUCCCACUCCAUUAUGGCAGGAGAGAUAGGAGGUUUCUGACUGACCAGCAGCUCUGGGACAAGGAGAGGAGCUGCAGUUUGGACCAGGAACAACCAGAACCUUUACAGGAUGGAUCAGAACCUCCACACAUUAAAGUGGAGCAGGAUGAUCCAGAACCUUUGCAGAUUCUAGAACAAGAGGAGUUCAGCAUCAGUCAGGAUGAAGAGCAGUUUGUACUGAAGCAGGAGACGGUUACCUCCCUUGUGACUCCUGCUGAUGAGCAAAGUGACCACCAUGAACCAGAACCAGACAGACACCAGCUCCUUUCUUCACUGUCUCCUGCGGCUGAGAUCCAAAACCAGGAAGGAAGGAUUCACCACUUCAAACUUCCACAGCAUCAUUCCUGGGAAAAGGAGAAGGUUCUGACUGACCAGAAGUUUUCUAACCAGGAGACCACCACCAGUUUGGACCAGAAGGAACCAGAACCUCCACUGAUCAAAGAGGAACAGCAGGAAAUUUGUAUCCAUCAGCAGGAAGGACAGUUUAUUUUGAAGGAGGAAAAUCUUACCUCAUUGGUGAUUUCUCCUUCUGGAGAUACAGACUGCUGUGAACCAGAACCAAACAGGAACCAACCCUUGUGUCAGAGUUCUGCUGAAGCUGAGAACCAAGAUCAGGAUGGAUGCAGGAAUGAAAACUCCGAAUCAAACAGCAAUGAAGAACUGACACAAAAUAAAAGUCGUCAACAGACCGAAGAUCACAGAGACGGUGUCGACAGUCAGAAACUAAAAAGGCACAAGAGGGCUCACAGAGGCAAUAAAUUAUUUUCUUGUAAAAUCUGCGGGAAAUCCUACAGUUACAACUGUGAAUUAACCGUUCACAUGAUAGCUCACACAGGUAAAAAGCCCUUUACAUGUUUAACUUGUGGGAAAUGUUUCUCUCAGGUGGGUACGUUGAAUUAUCACACUAGAACUCACACCGGUGAAAAGCCAUUUAAAUGUUUGACUUGUGGAAAAUGUUUUUCUCGGAGUUCAAUCUUGACUAUGCACGUCAGAAGUCACACAGGUGAGAAACCAUUUAAAUGUGAAACUUGUUGCAAAGGUUUCUCCAGGAGUAGUAACCUGACUACUCACAUGAGAACUCACACAGGUGAAAAGCCUUUUAAAUGUAAAACUUGUGGUAAAUGUUUUACUCGGAGUGGUACCUUGACUGAUCACAUCAGAACCCACACAGGUGAGAAACCAUACUCGUGUAAAGUAUGUAGUAAAUCUUUUGCUUGCAGAAACCAUUUGACUAGGCACAUCAGAAUUCACAAAAGUAAGAAGCCAUUCACAUGAGAGACUGGGAACUUCACUGAUCACAUUAAAACUCAUCACAGAUGAGAUGUAGGGCUGAGUUAUAUAUCAGUUUUGUUAUUAAAUCAAAUUAGCCUCUUUUGAAUGUUUAAUUUUAGGAAUAUUUCCAUAACUUCUUGGGCUUUUGUAAUUCAGAGAAAGUUCUGCUGCUGUGUCCAAGUGUUUACUUUAGACUGCAUGGACGUAAUUUGGGGGGGGGGGGGGGGGGGACUUUUUCCAAAGUCAAGUUUUGGCCCCUAGCCUGGCAAGCCAGACUAAAUAAAUGUAUUAUUUAGUCUGGCCACGCUCCAUUGACGGCUCUCAGUUGUGGGGCGGGUUCUACCGUUUUCUUUCAAAUGAUCUCCACAUUCCACUGGACAAUGAAUGUGACAUACUCUUGUUCCACUCUGUUGCAUCAUCCCACCCACCAGGCAUAUAGAGUGCCCUGAUUGGCCCACAAAGCGGAUAAAGCUCUGUGAUUUGUUCACUAAGCAGAUAGAGCACUAUGAUUGGCCCACCAUUAUGGACCAAUCACAGCUCUUUAUGUGUUUGAAACCCCUCUAGAGAGCCGUGAUUGGCUAGCCAGAGUCCUGGUAGGAGCUGCAGAGGUUCCUAUAGAGCUCCGGGAGUUGACGUCACUUCUCCCGGCAUGCAACAGUUCAAAUCGAAACGGCGCCAUAUUGGCAGGCAGAAGCCCGCAGCUGGACUAUUUGUUAUUGUCAGAAAACUCAAUCAAAUGGGAAAUAUGGUAGAUUCCUGUUGUGCCCCAGGAUGCAGAACAGACGGAAUAAGGAAUGAGCCUUCUACAGGUUUCCCCAUGAUCCGGAACGCGGCAAACGUUGGAUAAUUGUAAUAAAACUAGAGCUGAAACAACUAAUCGAUUUAAUCGAUUAUUAAAAUACUUCUUUUUUUGCUCUUUGUCUUGUGUGGCGUGUUUAAAUGCUCAUAAAAUAUUUCAGUUUUUCUUUUUUAGUAAAUCUGCAGAAAUUUCUAAAGUUCUAUUGUCAAUUUGAGGUGCUGUGUGUGCAUUUAUGAGGAAAAAAAUAAUUGACUUUAGACAAUGGCUGCAAUAAAGCUAAGAGUAAAAAGUUGA
Messenger RNA from Nothobranchius furzeri (turquoise killifish), 2440 nucleotides. The record is from RefSeq and is a predicted model, not a curated record. NCBI's taxonomy places the organism in Eukaryota, Metazoa, Chordata, Actinopteri, Cyprinodontiformes, Nothobranchiidae.